GGAUCUGCGUGAACCAGCCGACGAGCGAACUCGCGAGCGAGACGCGUACGUCGCGAGUCUCCGCGACGGUCUCGCCCGAGAGGGAACCUCCGGACGCGCCUCUGUUACCGCCGAAGCCGUUGCCGAGGAAGGAUGUUAAGGCCAGACGGAAGAGGCCACCCCCGCCACCGCCACCGCCGACCAUAGCACCGCGAAGAGAGGCCAAGCCCUCGGCCGAGUCGAAUCAGGCGACGGAGGGAGAAAACGGGGAUCUUUCGCAGGCCGAAAACGCCGAGUACGUUCAACCGGGGUCGUGUAACUCGUCUUCGCCGAGCAGAAAUAACGUUCAUGACGAGAAAUAUCAAGGGAACGUGGAAAGUACAUGCGAGAACUUCGAAGCCGCGGUGAAGAGCGUCGAUAGCGAGACAGGUGUCGCAGCCUCGGGAGAAGACACGCAAACGAACAAGGUUUUCGAAAUUAUCGAGAUCAGAAUAGCCAAAGGUCUGCAGUCCAGCCAGAAGGAGGAAGUCGCGAAGGACGAAUCGGGCAGCGCGUCCGAAGCGGUGAACACUUGCGAACGAACGACCGCCGCGGAGCAAAGCGAAGUUAAAGACGAGGUAAUUGGCAAACAAGAGCAGUCUGCGAGUGAUUCGAGCAGAAUUCCGACGGAGCGUCAAAAUUCGAAUGUAGAAGCGGGUGAAAAACGUACCGACGAGAACGACGAGAAAGAAAAAUACGUCGACCCCGAAAGAAACUACGGGGAGAAAACUAGAGCGAAUACCCGAGAUAUUUUUAAAGAAGGAUUUCCAUCCGGCGGAGAGGUCGAUAACCCGGUGCUGCGGGAGAACGAGGACGACGAAACCUACCAAUCGCUGGACGAGGUGAAUGACGACAUGAGAACUCCGGAGGUGAAUCGAAUGCUGGAGGAUGAGGAGAUUAUGGACGAGGAGGAAGACACAACCGACGAGAGCGAGGAUGGCGAUUAUUAUUGGCAGAGCAAUCUGGCUACCAUCGGCGAGGAGGAGGAAACCAACUCUUUGGAAUAUGUGAACGCCAACACGGACGCGGAUGAUUCCAGUGAGUCGCCGGUGGUGCCGGAAGAGUCGCCUCUUACAAUCAAGAAAGAAACAUUCGUUAAAACCGCGCGAGAUGACGAAGCAGACCGCGUGAGCAAGAUCGCAGAAUACACGGCAGAGGAAAACAAGAACCCGAACAAAGACACGGUAAAUGGUAAGAUGGAGAACUGCGGAGGCGGCCAGCGCCUGCCCCCGGACGGGGACGAAUUUCCAGCGGCGUACCAAGAGUUCAGCGGCGGCAGCCAGCCUUACAGAUACAUCGCCGCGACGGCAAGGACAGCGACGAUAACCGCGAAUGGCGGAUUGUGCAACGAGAACGAGCCGUUCCGUGGUAGCGAGACUUUUAAGAUGCUCGCGAACGACAGCAACGUUGUCGGUUCGAGGAGCAUCAUCCUGUCCGAUAGUAAAAUGACGCUGACGACGAGCGCGGAAAACGUGAGACAGGACAUCAACAAAGUCGCUUUGGCAAAUAUGGAGAACGCUCGCUCGGAGAGCAAGACCACCGCUGCGGCCAGCGUGGAUAAUGUGUGUCAGGACACGAAGUCCGAGAUGCCUAACGAAGAGAGGAAUUCGACUUAUCAGGCCUCGGAAGAUACGGCGAGGAAAAAUUCCGCCACCGUCGCGGCGAGUUCCCCGUAUUGUCAAACGAAUAAUAGCAAUCUACUGAUGAGCGAGAAGAAGAUGGAGAUUGCCGCUUAUUAUCACAAGGACGUCGCGGCGAUCGAAGAGGUGCCAAGCCAUGUGGAAAAGGACACGCCUGUUGAUUCUCCGCCGCCUUUGCCAUUAACCGGUCCGCCGAAAAUGGAGCAAACAGUUGUACACGCCAGAAACGUUCCUACGAUGGAAUCGCCGCAGAGGAAGUUCUCUCUGAACGGCGAUCUCUGGAGACAGGACGACAAGUCCGAGCGGUCCGUCAGAGAUAAAAUCGCCAUGUUUUCGUCACAGAGCAGCCUGGACGCGCCUUUGUUCCCCAACGCCAUGGCGGCGGCGGCGGUAACGAGCAACGGCAAACGCCUCUCCAAGUACAAGUCCUCCGAGGACGUUUGCUGCGACGAUAAGAGCAACGGACAAAAGGACCGGUCGUCGUUCUUCGCCGACAGGACGCAGAGCUCCUUCGAUCUCACCGAUUCGGCCAGAACUUCCAGCAUGCAAGAUUCAACGAGAAAAUAUAGUCAGCGAGCGCCGAGCUUGCCCCAAACCGCUCAGCCUGCUCUCUCGAGCCCGACAACGUCGACUACGCGUGUCCCGAAGACGCUACCGGUUGUUCCGCCGAAAAACACGUCGCUGUCCAAUCCAUUGGCGCCUUCGUACGACAAGCAGACCUUCUCGAACGCGACGACGAAGAAUUACUGCACGAUCGCCUCCGAGAGCAGCGGCAACUUACAGCCGAACAUCGCGUAUCCGAAUGUCAAUAAAGCUGUGGGCCCUUGCAACAAUUCCAACAGCUUAUCCAAGACACCGAGCACGUCCUCGUUGAUGCGCGCUACGAGUUUCUCAGGCUCGACGCCUUUCGUGCAAGAUCGGAGCGCUUUGACAGCUGAGUCAAUCAAUAACUCACAAAUCGCAAGAACGAAUUCGCUGGCAUCCACGUUUAGGCGGCCCGGGGAAGACGCGCGAAGAAGCAGCCUGAAUCAAUUGAUCGAACAGAGGCGGCGAUCGAUAUCGAAACUACGCGGCCUGGUCAUACCGGAGAAGGAUCCUGUCCCGAUCGAUCAGCCCAUCGUCGACCUGCCGGAAAUUAAAUCACGAGACUCGAUAUUGCUACAUCAGAUGCCAAAGGCGAACAUUCAGGACAAAUGGGGCUCUCAAAGUUCCAUAGCCAGCAACGCCAGCACGGCGAGCGCGCCUUUAAAAGCGACGACGUCCUUCAAGAUGCCGGCGCCUCAGAUACACUCGAAGUACUCCCCGGCCUUCAAGAGAAAAUCCCUGACGGUUUACGGCACGUCCUUAACGACGAGUUCCUCGAUAAACGGCAGCCCGAUCAAGGGCAAUCCUCAACAGAGCGCGACGCCGGCGUUCUCGGAGCCGCCGAAAAGCCUGGAGAGCAUUUGCAGUCCGACGAGGAGCGACUACAGCUUCGAGUUCGCCUCGGCGACCAGCUCGCCGGACGGCACGCGCACCAGGCCGAAGACGAUGCAACGGAGGGCUCGCUUGGAUUACGACGAUUCCGACAACGAUUCCGCCGUGAGCAGCUCUCAGAGCAGCAUAUCUCGCGGCUUCAGCCCGCCGAUGUCCCCGGUGCCGUCCGAGAGAUCCACCAUCUCCUCGGAGAGGUCCUACGUGUCGACGGAACUCAGCUACCAACGUCGACCUUUGAUCGCGGACAACGUGAGCAGAGCCUCGGCGCGGGACGUCCGAGACUCGGCGAGCGUCGACAAGGACCAAUUCGGCGGUAGGAUCGGCGUUCUCGGCGAACGUACGUACCUCACGGAGAGAUCGUCGUCCAGCAGCAGCGGCUCGAACCCGCGAUCACCGCAGCCGAACGAGCUCGCGAGCUCGAGGAACUCGCAGAUCCCGCAGAGGCAGCUGAGGCGGUCGAACAGCACCGACACGAACUGCAGCACGUCCUCGACACUCACAUCCGGCUCCCAGGCCAGUGCCGAGUCGUUGUCCAGGCGGGUGCUCAAGCCGCAGAGCGUGGAGGCGAUCAAUCGCAAGAACAUCCUGGCGAGCGCCCGAUGCCGGAGCGGCAGGGAUCUGAAUGGCUCGCCGCUGAUUCAACGGAAGUUCUCCGACGACGAAGAUGCUGCGAGAGCCGUCGAAAACGGCGGUGCUGUUCACCCGAGGGUCAACGAUCCCGGGAACGAGGCCGUGAGCAAACAGGACGUCAAGAUAGCCUACAUCGAAGUCGCGGAUCCCUUCGCGGAGGACGAGGGCUCGUUGUUUCAGAAGAAGCUCGAGGAGCCGAAGCUGCCGCCCAAAAGAAGCGUACCCCCGCCCGCCAUCAGACCGCCGAAAUCCGAGAUGCUGGAGGCGUCGAACGAUAUGAAAAUGUGGGUGCGCGCGGAGGCGAAGACCCUGGCGCGCUCCGCGGAAGAGAAGUCGAGGAAGUACGACAAAACGCCGCCCGUCGCGCCUCAAAACCUGGACGCGUCGCCUGUGAUUCACACGACGAAGAGCAGCCGUGGCUCGAUGUUCAACGAGGCCGUUAACGCGGCUCCCCUCGGCGGUUUGUCCUCGAAGAACAGAACCACGAUGGAGGAAACGAAGAUCGCCGCAGCGGAGACGGCGAAGCAACAGUGUAGGGCGAGCUUGGCUUCUAGAAAGGGCGCCGAGGAUCAGAACGACCUCCUGACGAUCUUAACGACGAAGAGCAGAUCCAGAUCGGCGAUACACGUCGACGAGGGGACCUUCGGCAGGUCGAGGAGCCAGAUGAGCCUGGAGGACAUACUGGGCGCCAAAGCGGACCCGAAGAUGCUCCGCGCGCCGAGCAUGGAUCCGAAGAUCGAGAAGAACGGCGCGAUGUUGAGCCCGCAAGCGAAGUCUAACUGGGAGCCGAGGGAAAGUCGAUACGGUAGACGAGGCUCCGCCGCCUCGAACGAUUCUUGGUCGGAGGAACGGCCUUUCGUCUCGAAGAUACCCACUUUAGGAAGAGUCAGGCCGGUCGACAGCGGCGACGAGAUGUCGGAGACCAUAGAGAGGACAAAGAGCGCGAUGUCGAAGAUCCCGACGUCCCGCGGGCUGAAUCGACGCAGCGCCAGCGUCACCGACAUGAAGAAGGCUCUGGAGAAGAUCGACGCGGCGAGCUCUCACCACAGCCAAACGCAGCAGCACUCCGGCGCUCACAAUCGCUUUCCGAGUCUGGACAGUAGCGUGGACGAGAACGUGGGGGGUGCGGUCGGCACGGACACCGACAGGUGCUACGGCGAACAGUUCGGCAGUAUCAGCUCGUUGGCUAGCAGUACCAGCCUGAUCUCGCAGCAGGAAUUGGCGCAGCUGGUGGAGGAAGCGAGUCUGGAGGAGGCGCGCGGCGCCCACGACGUCGUGGUUGUUCUCCUUCACAAGGAGAAUCCCACCGGCAGCGUCGGCAUCACCCUGGCCGGCGGCGCGGAUUGCGAGGUGAAGGAGAUCACGGUGCAUCGAGUGCUGACGCACUCGAUCGCGGAUAAGGACGGCCGGAUGCAGAGAGGCGACAGGAUCCUCAGUAUAAACGGCAGGAGCACGCGGGGCCUCACACACAGGGAGAGCAUGGCGGUGCUGAAGCAGCCGAGGUCGGAGGUCGUCCUGGUCGUUUCGAGGGCCAGGAUGGAGGAGGGCUGCAAGCUGAGAUCGCGAACCGCGAGCGUCGAGACCAUUGUCGAAGGGUUGGAGACGAAUGGGAGCGUCGAGGACACCGCGUGGGGACCACCCUCGACCGUGGCGGUCUACAAGGACGGAGCUGGUCUGGGAUUCAGUCUGGAAGGCGGCAGGGACAGCCCCCUCGGGGAUAGACCUCUCAUCAUCAAGAAGAUAUUCACCGGAGGUGCCGCUGAGAAAACAGGCGCAUUGAGAGCCGGGGACCAACUGCUCGAAGUGAACGGCAACGACGUGACGCGAAUGUCGAGGAUAGAAGCGUGGUCCUUGAUGAAAAAGCUACACGACGGUGAAGUGAAUCUCCUAGUCAGGCAUCCUGCCACCAAGUCCUCGUGAGACGGAAGUAAUUCCCCAUUCGGACUGCGACGGUGCGAACAGAGUGCAGGAAUGUGCCAAGCAAGUGACUGCAUAAUUUCUCGGCCGAUAUUCGUUAAAAUAGGUAUAAUGGUCGAUAACGUGCGUCAAUUUGUUAUCCGAGAAAUAUCAAAUUCGAUAUUAGCGAGAGAAGCUGUUCUUUGUCGGGUUUGAAUCGUAACGUUAUAGGAGCUCGUUUUCACGUCUAAACGCGUGAGAAACAGGGAGAAUUUGUAAAUCAGUUACGGACUUGCAUAUCUUAUACAUGUUAUAAGAUAUCGCUUUGUAGUCAAAAUUGCGAGGACCAAUAUCGCUAAUUUAUGAAACAACAUUUUCAAAGUGCCCGAGAACUACGAAUUAAAUAGCUAUCGUAUAUAUCCGUUGCUCUGAUAGUUACAUGAUGUAAUCUAUCAUAUUUCAGUUUGAUGGACGAACUCAUAAUUAAGCAGAAAGUAAAAAAAAUGUGCACGACGCAAGUUUAUAAUUUGCUAAUUUAUUUUGCCUUCUGAUCGGGCGCCUUGUAGGUGUUAAACUUUUAGCAGAUAUUAUCUUGUACGUAAUUAGUAGUAAAUUAGAGUAUCGUGCGUGUAAAUUUGCGGUGCAAUGCAAUGGUUUCGUGCAAUUGGCUUAUUAUUAGAGAUACGGAGAACACGUGACAGUGAAAGCAGAUCUAAAGAAGACGCGAAUCUCGAUUUUAAUUAACAAAUUCCAAGCGCUGUUGUAAACCGCGAUGAUACGCAAUGAUUAGACGCCGAAUAAUGAACGAUUUGUUACACACGUUAUAUAAUCACGAGCAUUUCACUGAGAUGCAACCACGAUGCAGCGUAUCGAUUAGUAUUUUAACAACGAGAUAUGCGCAUGAAAAUUUGAUGUAUGCCAUACGCAAUGAACCGUAACGUUACUGAAAUGAAGUAAAUAGGCAUGUCAAUUAAUCGUUUAGAAGCAACGUCGAUACGUCGUUCGUACGACAUUAAUUACAUAGUGCCGGCCGUGCAGUAAUAGUUCGAAUUAAGUUUGCGAUACAAGCAAGUAGCACUGAGUAUAUAAUUAAAAUACAAGCCCGAUUGUACGAAUCCCUUAGUAGAUCGCUUACUUCUCCGAUCGACUUUACCGUGUAGCCACCCUAUUGCUUUAUUAUAGUGGUUCCUGUUGAUUUACUCUUUAAGAUACGAACGAGAUAGAGAAUAUAUUUCGCAUAAGAUCGCAGUGAUGCGCCAUGUAGCGUCGAGUAACACGAGGGUACAUUAUUUCAGUUCUCUGAACAUUAACGCAAAUAAGAUCAUACGAGUAAGUUUUCCUACAAAGGCACUUUUUUUUGCUGCCCGGUCACAGUUAUUAGUGGUAAUUACUUAUUUCUUGUGUUAUCGUAGCGAGAUAAUAUCGUUAAUCGCUAUUAAAAUUGAUAUAAUUAGAUCGAUUCUUUAUGAUUCUCUUAAGUUCAGCAGUUUUAGUUAAAAGCGAUACAAAAAAUCAAGUGUCUUGGCGAAACUGUCGGUCUGUUCUUUAAAGCUGCACUGCUAAACUAGUGCGAUAAGUUGAAGUGAGACAAGUAUAUGUUUUCUCAUUUCAACUUGUUGCAUCAGUUCAGCAGUGCAGCUAUAAAGAACAGACCAUUUGUAUACUCGCGAAUAGAAAAGUUGUGAUUCUUUUUCAACACUCCUAAAAUAAGAAGUGUGGCCACGAAUAUGUCCACAGCAAUACAUAUAAUCGAAGAACUUAUUUCUAAAUCGUCUUACGUGCAUAUUUUUAUAUGAAAUAAAAAUAACGUGUUAUAAAAUUGUGAGAAACUAUUGUUAGAUACAUAAUAAUAAUAAUAAUAAACAAUAGAUAUAUAUAAAAUUUCCAUUUAUCUAACAUGUGGAUUUAAGGCCAUUUUGAAAUAAAUUCUUCAAUUAUACGAGGAUAUUUCAUCAGACGUUAUAUGUGCCUUAGCAUUAUAAUAAAAAUUAAUUAUACGACUUCCAACUUUAUGCAUAAGGAAAAUUGUUGAAAACCUUACUGAAUGAAUGUUAGGACAUGUAUGACAUCUGAUAUAUGCCUUUGAAUAUGGAAUAUUUUAUUCUGAGUAUGCGCAUUGAUCACGACAUUAGUCGCUUCCGUAUGCGUAAUAUGGAUAUAACAGAACGGAAUAUAUAUAUAUAUAUAUAUGUAUAUGUAUGUAAUAAGAGUACCUUGGACGAGGACUUCACAAAGACUUACCGCGUAAAUAGGAAAAAACGGCUGAUGAUUAUAUUAAAGAAGGUCUCUGUCGAAGGACUCUCUGAUAACCUUCCCGGCUCGUCUCGUUGCUAAAAAGAAAGAGAAAGUUACUUCCUGCCAUUGUGCAUAGCCUCUUUCGUCAUAUUUCUGAUUACUAUGCAUAUUUAUUUCGAUAGGAAAUUCAGAGCCUAGUAUAUGUCGAAUCGAUAAGGGGAAAAGGGUACUUCGCGUUGAACCGCGCGGAAAAUACGCUAUUACUCGCGUCGGUUACAUUUUCAUCUCACAUUGACAUCUAUCGAACUCUAUCUAACAUUCAUACAAGCAUGUAUUUCGAUUACAGAAUUUAUCUCUC
Messenger RNA from Dinoponera quadriceps, 8253 nucleotides. RefSeq lists its product as uncharacterized. NCBI's taxonomy places the organism in Eukaryota, Metazoa, Arthropoda, Insecta, Hymenoptera, Formicidae. The coding region runs from base 873 to 5684 and encodes 1603 amino acids. The record is from RefSeq and is a predicted model, not a curated record. Gene Ontology annotation, molecular function: protein binding. The transcript is spliced from 8 exons.